This is a messenger RNA of Diutina rugosa, 222 nucleotides long. RefSeq lists its product as uncharacterized. The transcript has a single exon. Bases 1 to 222 code for a protein of 73 amino acids. NCBI's taxonomy places the organism in Eukaryota, Fungi, Ascomycota, Pichiomycetes, Serinales, Debaryomycetaceae. The record is from RefSeq and is a predicted model, not a curated record.
AUGCCCACACAUUCUCGAACAACAAUGGGUGAAGGAACAGACAUGGCUAAAGGUAUCGGCGCUUCCGUUGUGGGCUCCGUCGUCGGUAACAAGGCCGCCGACAAGCUCCACUUAGGCGGGGCUGGCCACAUGGUUGGCGGUAUCGGUGGGGGCAUUCUUGGCGGCCAAGCGUUGGGCGAGGCUGAGAAGAAGGUCCACGAACACGAAGACAAAAAAGACUAG